Phacochoerus africanus (Common warthog) is the source of this 3632-nucleotide messenger RNA. RefSeq names its product DEAH-box helicase 40 (gene DHX40). The record is from RefSeq and is a predicted model, not a curated record. NCBI's taxonomy places the organism in Eukaryota, Metazoa, Chordata, Mammalia, Artiodactyla, Suidae. The coding region runs from base 138 to 2477 and encodes 779 amino acids. Gene Ontology annotation, cellular component: intracellular anatomical structure. The transcript has 18 exons. Gene Ontology annotation, molecular function: RNA binding; ATP binding.
CGAACAUCUGCCCCUCCCCUCGCUCGAGUCGCACGCGCGGAAGUAAACACCUCGACGUCAUCAGGGCGCGUCUUCGCCUUUCCCCUCCCAUCUCCUCAGAUCGGUGGACGUGCUCACCUCCGCUCGGGGCCAGGUCUAUGUCCCGGUUUCCCGCCGUCGCGGGCAGGGCGCCAAGGCGGCAGGAGGAAGGUGAGCGCUCAAGAGACCUUCAGGAAGAGCUGCCUGCGGCUGUUACCAUCGCGGAUAGAGAAGAGAAAGGAUGCACAUCACAGGAGGGAGGAACUACUCCAACUUUUCCUAUUCAAAAACAAAGAAAAAAACUUAUUCAGGCUGUGAGGGACAAUUCAUUCCUUAUUGUUACUGGAAAUACAGGAAGUGGUAAAACAACACAACUUCCAAAGUAUCUAUAUGAAGCAGGGUUUUCACAGCAUGGCAUGAUUGGUGUGACUCAGCCACGAAAAGUAGCUGCCAUAUCUGUUGCUCAGAGGGUUGCUGAAGAAAUGAAAUGCACUUUGGGAUCCAAAGUAGGAUACCAAGUUCGUUUUGAUGAUUGCAGCUCUAAGGAAACAGCAAUCAAAUAUAUGACUGAUGGAUGUUUACUGAAACAUAUUCUGGGAGAUCCAAAUCUUACCAAGUUCAGUGUAAUUAUUUUGGAUGAAGCCCAUGAAAGAACUCUAACUACAGACAUCUUAUUUGGUUUAUUGAAGAAGCUGUUUCAGGAGAAAUCUCCUAACAGAAAGGAACAUUUAAAGGUUGUAGUGAUGUCAGCAACUAUGGAAUUGGCCAAACUCUCUGCAUUCUUUGGAAAUUGUCCAAUAUUUGAUAUACCUGGAAGGCUUUAUCCAGUCAGAGAAAAAUUCUGCAAUUUGAUUGGUCCACGAGACAGAGAAAAUACUGCAUAUAUUCAAGCGAUUGUGAAAGUGACCAUGGAUAUCCAUUUGAAUGAAAUGGCUGGAGACAUCUUGGUUUUUCUGACUGGUCAGUUUGAAAUCGAAAAAAGUUGUGAGUUACUUUUUCAGAUGGCAGAGUCUGUUGAUUAUGAUUAUGAUGUGCAAGAUACCACUCUAGAUGGCUUGUUAAUACUGCCAUGUUAUGGAUCUAUGACAACAGAUCAACAGAGGAGAAUAUUUUUACCACCUCCACCUGGAAUCAGAAAAUGUGUCAUAUCUACCAAUAUUUCUGCAACGUCUUUGACAAUAGAUGGAAUCAGAUAUGUGGUAGACGGUGGCUUUGUGAAGCAGUUAAAUCACAAUCCCAGAUUAGGACUGGACAUCCUAGAGGUGGUUCCAAUUUCAAAGAGUGAGGCGUUACAGCGAAGUGGCCGAGCUGGCAGGACUUCCUCAGGAAAAUGCUUUCGGAUCUAUAGUAAAGAUUUUUGGAACCAGUGUAUGCCUGACCAUGUGAUCCCUGAGAUUAAGAGAACUAGUUUGACAUCUGUAGUUCUGACCUUAAAGUGCCUUGCCAUACAUGAUGUUAUAAGGUUUCCCUAUUUGGAUCCACCUAAUGAGAGACUUAUUUUGGAAGCUCUUAAACAACUUUACCAGUGUGAUGCUAUUGACAGGAGUGGCCAUGUGACCAGAUUGGGUUUGUCUAUGGUAGAGUUUCCUCUCCCUCCACAUCUGACAUGUGCAGUAAUAAAGGCUGCUUCUCUGGACUGUGAAGAUCUAUUACUUCCAAUAGCAGCAAUGUUGUCUGUGGAAAAUGUCUUCAUUAGACCUGUUGAUCCAGAGUACCAGAAGGAGGCAGAACAGAGACAUCGAGAACUGGCAGCUAAAGCUGGAGGAUUUAAUGACUUUGCAACCUUAGCUGUCAUCUUUGAACAGUGCAAAUCAAGUGGAGCUCCAGCUUCAUGGUGCCAAAAACAUUGGAUUCAUUGGAGGUGCUUAUUUUCUGCAUUUCGUGUUGAAGCUCAGCUUAGAGAACUAAUCAGGAAGCUUAAACAGCAAAGUGACUUCCCAAGAGAGACCUUUGAAGGCCCUAAACAUGAAGUAUUGCGGAGAUGUCUUUGUGCAGGUUAUUUCAAAAAUGUAGCUCGAAGAUCUGUUGGGAGAACAUUUUGCACAAUGGAUGGGCGUGGAAGCCCAGUUCACAUUCAUCCUUCCUCAGCACUUCAUGAACAGGAAACCAAACUUGAGUGGAUCAUUUUUCAUGAGGUAUUAGUUACCACCAAAGUCUACGCAAGAAUUGUGUGUCCAAUCCGUUAUGAAUGGGUGAGAGACUUGUUACCCAAGUUGCAUGAAUUUAAUGCACAUGAUUUGAGCAGUGUGGCCCGACGUGAAGUGAGAGAAGAUGCAAGAAGGAGGUGGACAAAUAAGGAAAAUGUAAAGCAUCUGAAGGAUGGAAUAUCAAAAGAAGUCCUAAAGAAAAUGCAAAGAAGAAAUGACGAUAAAUCCAUAUCAGAUGCACGUGCUCGUUUCCUUGAGAGAAAGCAGCAGAGGUCCCAGGAUCACAGUGACACACUGAAGGAAACAGGCUAAGCAGUGAACCCUCCAAUUCAGGAAGUAGGAAAAGCAGCCAGAAAAUGUGCUUCUACUUUGCCGUUUAUGUCAGACAGCACUACCAAGAGGAAGUGGUCAGCAACUUUUCUUAGCAUACAAGUUAAAAGCAAAUCAAAGCUCAUCUGUACCAGUAAAUGGAAUUUUCGAAGAAAAGAUUGGGUUGCCAUCGUCAUAGGCAAUGAUACAUGAAACCAAUGAAAGACAAUUUAUGUGAAAUUUUCCUCACUUCAAUUUUGCUGGCCUUAACUGGUAUCAAAUGCUGUCAUUGAGAUAUUUUCAAAGAACAUUGAAUUGUAUUUAAUCAGCGUGUAUUCCAUUUGCAUCGAAGCAUUAAAAAUUAUUUUCCUUAAAUCUCUUUAAGGCCUUCUUGUUGCUAUUAGAAUAGUAUUAUAUCAGGUUUUCAGGUUAUGUGACCAUUUCCUUCCGAAGGCUGAACCUAAGAGGUUUUUACUCAGCAAUACUUAGAUGUCUAACUGUUUAAUUGCUACAGAGCUUUAUAGAUAUUUAGAGAAAAGACUUAAUCAAUUAGUAAAUAAGAAAAUUGCCUAUGGCAAGGUUCUUUGUUGAAUUAAUAUUAAUCCUUAAGUUGAUUUUUCUGGGGUUAUACAAAUUCCUUUUUAUAUAAAGUAUAUUGUUUAAAACAGUAGCUAUAGCCAUUAACCAAAGGACAGAUGAUAUAUAUAUGUUCUCUUUUGAGCUGGCCCUACAUACUUGUAUCAGCACCAUGUAUGUAGGUGGACAGUGUUUCAAACAGCCCUUCCACCUGGCCUACUCUCUUGCCUCACAGCUGCUUGGGUAGGACCGAUUAAACAUCUGUUAAUACCAAUCUUGAGAGGGAUUUUCAAAGCAGCCAACACUAUAUCAACAGUGUUUCAAAUUGGAACCUUGAGGCCAGUUAGUAUCACACUCAGGCCACACUCAGCACUUGCCCACUCUGUUGUUUACUGCCUUGUAUUCUAGGUAUUUGUGUAUUUGUCUGUCUCCCCCCCUAGAUUAUACGCUCCUUGUGGGCAGGGACUAUGUCUUUUUCAUCUUUGUAUCUUUCAUGGCAUCUAGCACAGUGCUUUGCACAUAGUAGUCACUCAAUGUUUGUUAAAUAAAACUAUUAGUGUCAUUAAAAUUCAAAAGGCAGUA